AUGACAGAAAGAAACUCUUAUUCCCAAACUUCUGAUUACACUUCAUCAACCUCUCAAACCAACCCUCCUCAGGCGGCGAAACCCAACUUCCACUCCACCUUCGCCAUCAACAACGUCAAAACCAUAAUCCCGACGACGUUGGAAAAUGAUUCUAAUCUCUACCUCUCAUGGUCUGCCCUCUUCAAGGUGCAAGCACGUGCUCACAACGUACUUGAUCACAUCAUCCCGUCAUCGGAUGCACAUGCCAUGCAAGCAUCAGUAGACCUUAAGGCUAACGAUUCUGAACUUUGGAAUCGGCUAGAUGCGGUGGAACUGCAAUGGAUGUACACAACCAUCUCGCAGUAUAUUCUUCAAUCAAUCCUCGUCGUCGAUGACACUGCCGAAGAAUGCUGGAAGCGCAUCACCGCUAUGUUUCAUGAUAACAAGCAUUCACGUGCUGUACAAUUAGAAAAUCAAUUCAGCAAUACAAACAUGGAAGAUUUUCCAUCGACAAAAGCGUACUGCAACCGCCUCAAAACUCUAUCUGAUUAA
Molecule: messenger RNA, 531 nt
Organism: Lathyrus oleraceus (garden pea)
Lineage: Eukaryota; Viridiplantae; Streptophyta; Magnoliopsida; Fabales; Fabaceae
Exons: 1
Coding region: 1-531 (176 amino acids)
Source: RefSeq, a predicted model, not a curated record